Molecule: messenger RNA, 1572 nt
Organism: Parasteatoda tepidariorum (common house spider)
Lineage: Eukaryota; Metazoa; Arthropoda; Arachnida; Araneae; Theridiidae
Product: acid phosphatase type 7
Molecular function (GO): metal ion binding; acid phosphatase activity
Source: RefSeq, a predicted model, not a curated record
UUUGAUGUUGAACUGACGAUUUGCUUUCACCUAGAAAAAUAGAAGGCCAAAGGGGACCCGCACAGCAUCCCUUGAAAAGUAGGCCUCGGUCACUCUCGUCUUCGUGAAGGGAAAGUUGGAGAACCGGUCAUAUCAUAAUCAUACAAAUAUAAAGAGAUGAUGUUCACAUUGAACGAGGAAAAUGUCGUUGAUAGUGGUGUUCGGGUUGCUCGCUGCUGUUUUGGCAGAAACUCCGCAUCAGGUUCACAUAUCCCUCGGAGAACGGAUAGACGAGAUGGUGGUUAUGUGGAGUACUUACAGAAGUAGUGACUGGAGCACAGUGGAAUACGGACUCUCACAGGCUCUGGACAUGAGUGCUAAUGGAACGUGGCAAAUGCUUAACAAUAGAGGAGCUCACCAAUACGUCCACACAGUUAAGUUGACCGAUUUGAAGAACGCCACCCACUACUAUUACCGGUGUGGUGAUGGUGUAGAGUUCAGUGGUGUGUACAAGUUCCGUACCCUCCAGAGGGGGAGUGAUUGGAGACCCCGAGUCAUCAUUUAUGGGGAUCUCGGAUACAGAGAUGGAACGUCGACACCUUCACUCAUUGAAGAAGCUCUCAAUGAAACAACAGACUUCAUCAUUCACAAUGGUGAUAUUGCAUAUGACUUACACACAAAUAACGGUCAUGUAGGAGAUAAUUUCAUGAACAUGAUCGAACCCGUUGCGGCUCGACUUCCUUAUAUGGUCUCCGUUGGCAAUCACGAAGCAUUUAAUUGGAAUUUCACGAAUUAUAAAACGAGGUUCAAUAUGCCUGGGACAGAUGACAAUCUGUGGUACAGCUUCAAGGCAGGACCCAUCCACUUUAUUAUAAUAAGCACCGAAGUUUAUUUCUUUCUACUUUAUGGUGGUCUGGAUGCUGUCAAAUCUCAUUACAAGUGGUUGGACGACACACUCACGCAAGCCAAUCUUCCACAUAACCGGGCCAAGUGGCCGUGGGUUGUAACGCUUGGACACAGACCUAUGUAUUGCUCUAACACAGCUCUUAGAUACUGCAGACUUGAAACUAAUCCGGUGCGUGUGGGUUUCCUGAGAGUGUAUGGUCUGGAAGAGAUCCUCUACAAACACGGGGUAGAUGUCGCCUUCUGGGGUCACAACCACUGCUAUGAGAGACUCUUCCCUACCUAUGACGGUGAGGUGUAUAAUGGAAGCUUUUCUGAGCCUUACAGGAAUCCUAGAGCGACCAUCCAUAUCACGAGCGGAGUUGCCGGUAACCAGGAAGGGACGAGCAAUUUCAGGGGUGUCCGUCAACCUUGGAGUGCUUUUGGAAGUACAGAGAAGAGUUAUACUCGCCUCAUUCCUUACAACAGAUCUCACCUCUUCCUGCAACAGGUGUCCGCCGAAAAGAAAGGCAAGAUAAUCGACAGUCUUUUCAUUAUUAAGGAGAAGAAUGGACUUUUCCCCCAAGCAUCGAACAAGAGAAGAAAACGAAUAUUUUUCGGUUGAUAAUCUCACUUUUUAUUUUUAGGAAACCAAAGAAUAUGUAUAUCUACUCAAAUUGUAUAGUUUAAAAUAAAUUGAUGCCAUCGUAA